Messenger RNA from Hydra vulgaris (swiftwater hydra), 1428 nucleotides. Its product is annotated as cleavage and polyadenylation specificity factor subunit 4. Gene Ontology annotation, molecular function: RNA binding; zinc ion binding. NCBI's taxonomy places the organism in Eukaryota, Metazoa, Cnidaria, Hydrozoa, Anthoathecata, Hydridae. The record is from RefSeq and is a predicted model, not a curated record.
AUUUACAGUUAUUAGAAAAAUGGAAAAUAUUAUAGCAAACAUUGAUGACAUUCGUUUUGAUAUUGAAAUUGCAUUAGAAGAACAGCUUGGGAUACAACCUCUUCCAUUUCCUGGAAUGGACAAAUCUGGUGCAGCCAUUUGUGAUUUUUUUAUAAGUAAUCGCUGCACUCGAGGACAGUUAUGUCCACUACGUCAUAUUAGUGGUCAUCAAAUGGUUGUAUGUAAGCAUUGGUUGAGAGGUUUGUGCAAAAAAGGAGAUAACUGUGAGUUUUUACACAAGUAUGAUAUGGAAAAAAUGCCUGAAUGCUACUUUUACAUAAAAUAUGGUCAGUGUAGCAAUAAAGAAUGUCCGUUUCUUCACUUGGAUCCAGCUGAUAAAAUAAAAGACUGUGCUUGGUAUGAGAGAGGUUUCUGUAAGCAUGGACCUCAUUGUAAAAACAGACAUGUUAGGCGCUUAAUGUGCAUAAACUACAUGUGUGGUUUUUGUCCUGAUGGUAAAAAGUGCAAAUAUGCACAUCCAAAUUUUGAAGUGCAACUGUUAGAAGAUCGCAAACCUUUUUCACACAUUGUGUGUCAUGCUUGCGGUGAGCAGGGGCAUAAAUCUACUCAUUGUGCUGUUGCAAGAAGGUUAGCUGCUGAAGCUGCUAUGAGAGGAGAAGCUGUAGCACCCAGCAUAGAGCCUUUAAGUUAUAUAUCCCAAGAAAUAUCGCAACAACAACAAUUCAUAUACUCAUCAGCACAGAAUCAGAUCUCUGGUCUUCCUCGUGGUAUUUUACCAAGUAUUACGAACAAUUCUGUCAUGAAAACUGCUGAUGCAGGAGCAGCUUUUGUUCCAUUUGGUAAACGCCCCCUAGAAUUUGUUACUUGUUACAAGUGUCGAGGAAAAGGACAUUAUGCAAAUCGGUGUCCUUUUACAAGUAUUCAAAGACCUACUGGUAUGCCUAACUCAUUCCGUUCACCGAAUCCGAUGUUACCUCUUCCAUAUGGUCAAAGACCUUUUCUAAACUCUGAUCCACAUCAAAACAUGUUUCAUCAACAAUUGCUUCAACCAUAAAAAUGAAGAAUCUUAAACUAAAUUAUUACAAAGAAAAAAUAUUUUGAAUUAAUGAGAUGUUUACAACAACAUUGGUACUGCUUUAUAAUGACUUUAAAUUCCUUUUCAAGUCUUCAGUUUUUAUUACGAAGUCGUUUCAGAUUUAACUUUUGGAACCGAGUUUUAGUGAUUUGCUACUUUUGCACUUCUGGUAAAGUAUAAGUGUGUGAAUAAAGAAUAGUGUUUGUUAAGGGAUUAUAAGAAAAAGUGCUUUUGAACAACGAUUAAAUUUUCUUUCACGAUCUAAUGGAAAAACCUCUAAAAGAAAAAAAAAGUUCUUGUGGCACUUGAUGAAAUGUUUAAAAAAUACAAAGCGAAAUAAAUACUAUUUUUUA